AUACAUUUUAUAUUUAAUUGUGUACAUAAUAUAUAUAUAAAGCUUGAUGGGAGGCAUUACAUUAUUGAUAGUUUGAAUGGCGAGAAAAGCGCAAAGUUAAAAAACAGAGUUUGAAUGGUACCGAAAAGCUUAUAUUAUUAGGAACAAAAUUUGGUAGUUUGUUUUUACUAAGUCAAGCAUCCCUUUCAUAGUAGUUCUUGAAAAUGAUUAUAUCCUCUGCCUUUUCCCCUUACAUGGUUGGAACGCUGAAGCCACGUCUAAAAGCCCUUCUUUCAGAUUCCAAAGCAACACAGGUUGUGUUUGGCACUCAUCUUCUAUUCAGAGUAUAAUAAGGUAAGAGGAAGAAGACAUGAAUGCUUCUCCCAAUCAAAAACAGAGGACAUGCGACUAUUGUGGGGACUUCACCGCUCUUCUAUAUUGCAGAGCAGAUUCUGCAAAGUUAUGUUUCUUCUGUGACCGCAAACUCCACUUCCCCAACCAGCUUUUCUCCAAGCACUCCCGCACACAGCUCUGUGAUGAGUGUGGCGAUUCCCCUGCAUCGGUGCUCUGUUAUGCAGAGAACUCUGUUUUCUGCCACCACUGUGACUGCGAAAACCAUAACAACCACUUGUUGUCUCAGCAACACCAACGGAGACCCCUUCAGGGGUUCUCUGGCUGCCCUUCUGUCAUUCAUAUGUUAAUGAUUUUUGGUCUUACCGAAAAAUCUCUGCUUUCAACUGAGGUAGGAAGUUCCCAUCACCAUGGUCUUUCCAAUUUGCACGUGUGGAAUGCUCCUUCUGUUUUUGGUCUUGAAGAUUUCAUUGCUUCCUCUUCUUCUUAUAAGAAUCGUAAGGGUGCGUGCGGGAGACAGAAAGAAGAAAUUCUGAGUCAGCUUGGUGAACUAAUAAAGUUGGAGCCUGACUUGAUUCAUGGAGAAGUAGAUGCUGCUGAACCACAAAAGCAAUUUGGAAAUUUGUCUACUGGUUUUGAACGUGACAUAGAGACUAAUAUGUUUCCUUCAUAUGAGGCAGGUGUGUUUCGUUGGCAUGGAGAAAGCAGUGAUCGUGCAAAUCAAAUUGUUCCUUCUGAUAAUUCGGUGAGUGAUUAUAGCGAGCUAGUUUCGGCUAAAGAUCCAAGCUUUACCAUCCCUGUUGCAACGACUCAUGAAAGAGAUUCUGCAUUAUUGCGUUACAGAGAGAAGAAGAAAACAAGAAGGUAUGACAAGCACAUCAGAUACGAAUCACGAAAAGUUCACGCAGAAAGCAGAAUGAGAAUCAAGGCCAUGAGCAUACACCACCAAGACCUUGGUGUUCUUUCUCUCUAGCUUCUAGAAGUCUCGUGCUCUCUCCUUUUCUUGGCUGACGAAGACUGCCUCGAGGUAGUGGCCUUAUCACGAGAUAUUUUUAUCUCCUUCAGGCCUUAUGUUUUGGGCCUCCCUUUUAAAGCUUUUGGGUCUUAUCUUAAUACGAUAUCAGAAGUACAACACAUUUCUUGAUCGUUGCUUGGCAAGAUGGACACCCCAUAUCCCACCACUCAACCUUCAAGUCCGUUUUAUGUUCAUCCUAGAGAAAAUCCAGGUACUACUAUUAUUUCCCAGAUUCUCAAUGAAACUAACUACUCAUCUUGGAGCAGAAAUUUGAAAAGGGCUCUUCUCUCCAAAAUAAAGAUCAAAUUCAUUGAUGGCAGUAUCAAGAAGCCACCAAGAAUCGAUCAUUUGUUUAUGCUUGGGAAAGAUGUGACACCAUGGUUUUAACUUGGAUCAUCAAGACCCUUUCACCUCAGAUUGUAGAUAGUGUCAUCUAUGUUGACAAUGCCAAAGAUUUGUGGAAGAACUGAAAGAAAGAUUUUCUAAAGGAGACUACUUUAAUAUUUCUGAUUUACUACAGGACAUACCAUUAAACAGGGAGAUCAAAAUGUCAGCCAAUAUUUCACUAACUUGAAAAUUCUAAGGGAAGAAUUAGAAUCCCUUAGACCCAUACCCUGUUGCAGUUAUCAAAUCCCUUGUAUUUGUGAUUCGUCCAGAGUUACUUUCAAGUACAUAGAGGUGAAGCACAUCAUAUGUUUCCUGAAGGGUUUAAAUGACACUUGCCAAACUGUUAGAACCCAAAUCCUCUGAAGACUCUACUAAUGUCUGAAGGAUGAUUCUACCUCUACCCAGACAUAGAAUGUUCAACAGGGAAAUAAUAGUAAUCUUAUGCAAACUUUUACCCCUGAACAGAUGCAGAAACUACUAAAAAUGAUAAAAGGCAUUGGCAAUCCCUCAUAGUGUUAGCCAGGUGCAAAGAAAUACUCUUGGAGAUAGCCCAGGUAAUUUUUCAUGGAUUAUAGAC
Messenger RNA from Vigna radiata var. radiata (mung bean), 2309 nucleotides. Its product is annotated as zinc finger protein CONSTANS-LIKE 15. The coding region runs from base 350 to 1303 and encodes 317 amino acids. NCBI's taxonomy places the organism in Eukaryota, Viridiplantae, Streptophyta, Magnoliopsida, Fabales, Fabaceae. Gene Ontology annotation, molecular function: protein binding; zinc ion binding. The record is from RefSeq and is a predicted model, not a curated record. The transcript has 5 exons.